Molecule: messenger RNA, 561 nt
Organism: Arachis ipaensis
Lineage: Eukaryota; Viridiplantae; Streptophyta; Magnoliopsida; Fabales; Fabaceae
Source: RefSeq, a predicted model, not a curated record
AUAUUAACAUAAACAUUAGUUAGCAUACCACAAACUCAGAUAUCAUCACAUAUCAAAGCAAAGCAAAGAUGAGUGCAAAGGGAACAAGAGCAUGGAUGGUGGCAUCAAGCAUUGGAGUAGUGGAGGCAUUGAAGGAUCAAUUGGGUUUGUGUAGGUGGAACUAUGCAUUUAGAUCACUCCAACAACAUGCUAAGAACAACAUCAGAUCUUACACUCAAGCCCCCAAAUUCUCUUCUUCUGCCUCUGCUGUUUCCAAUAAGGUUAAGAGGUCUAAGGAAGAGUCUAUCAAGAAGGUUAUGGAAUUGGAUUGCUGGGGUCCUAGCACCACAAGGUUCUGAAUUAUUCAAUCAAUCAAUCAAUCAUCAAUGCCUAUCUUGUAAUAAUAAUAAACAUUAUUAUUAUUUGUGUGAUGAGGAUUGUUGCUACUACUUUGAAUUUCAGAAGAUCCUUGUCUAAUGUAAUCUCAUUAUUCAUCCAAUUUUGUUAUUAUUAAUGAUAUAAUGGUAAAUAUGAUCUUGACCCCUACACAUAAAGAAAAAUGGUGGUCAAAUUUGCAUGAAA